CUUAUGUCACACAAAGCCACACGAAACAAAUCAAAUCAAACCGAGAAGAAAAAAUUAAUAGGAAAAUUUUGCAAAAACUUUUCGUGCGUCCGCAUAUUUUUUUUUAGAAUUCAAAAGUGAAAAUAGUUGUGUGAAGAAGAAGGAGAACGGAGAACGGAGAACGGAAAGGAGGUGAAGGCAGAUGCAACAUACACUCAUCGAGCUUAGAAUGAAAAGUGAAUUAGUACAUGCGAGUGAAAAUUGAGAGUUGAAAUAAAAAAAAAAAUCUGAAGAAGAGAAGAGAAUAGUGCGGAAUUUGCGAGAAAAUCGAGCAAACAGUGAAAACCCACAACAAAGAGAGUUAAAAACUAAACCAAAGCACAUACAAAAACAAUUAUGAUGUUCACGAAACAAAUUAUACUCUUCGCAUCGAUAUUUGCGAUUAUUUGUGCAUCAAAAGAGCAAUCAAGUGAAGGUGGAUUUGUUGCAGCCGAGAGCAAUCAUAUUUAUAGUCAACCAAUUCAAGAUAAUAUCGCAGCUGAAUCGGAAGUGGCAAAACGUGGUGCGGCCGUAGCAACAACGUCCACAGCCACCAACAAUGAAAACCAAGGGCAGAGCUCACCGGUUGAUGUUGGUACAAACAGUGGUUCGGGAUCAAGUGGUGUGAUUAGUUUCAAUACACCAAACAGUUUCCAACAAUUCUUUUCACCAACAUUCGGACAAUUUGGACAAUUCGGACAAUUCGGAGGACUUUAUGCAGCAGCUUUGCUCCCACAAUCAUCCACCAACAAUCCACAGAUUUUCUAUGUGCGUGCACCAUCACAAUACGUGACUCCAAGUGGUGUUGGAACGAUUAAACUGUCGUACACAUCGAAUUCUGCACAACCUCAGACAACGGUGCAAUAUGCUUCAACAACGCCAAAGGUUGCUUACGCGAUUGCACCCAACCAACAAUACCAAUUGGCUAUUGCAGCCACACAACCAAAUCCAUAUGUAUAUUCACCCGUUGGUAUUGCCAGUCCGUACACAACGAGUGCCUAUACAAAUCCCAACAGUUACUCAACGGCAACAACAAAUAAUGCUGCCUCUGCUCAAUUACCUGCCGCUUCGCUGCAGCAGGGUCAAAUCAUCCCGUACACAGCAUCCUCGAAUGGCAUCUAUUUGACUUCAUCACAAUUACAGCAACUGGGCUAUGCUAUUCCACAAUCGGUUGGCGCUCCAGCCACUGCUCAACCAUACACAUACACGACAGCAACACCGAUUUUGCCCAGUGUACCCAAAAUUGGAACGACCGUGGUCACGCCAACAGCUGCUGCCUACUAUUCGGCCGCACCAGCAAGCCAAGCAUACCAACAAACACCCACAUUCCUUUCAUACCAAAAUGCUGGAUUGAAUUAUGCAACUGCACAGAAACUAGUGGCUUAUCCAACAUAUACUCAAGCAACAUAUCGUCCGAUUGUACCUCCAACACCGGCAACGGCUUCGUCAGCUUAUACAAACGCAUAUAUCCAACCAACCGGAGGCGCUCCAGUAAAAGUAAGACACAAUCAACAACGAAUAACAAACAAUCGAACCAAUUCGAUUCACAUCAUUUGCUCACAUUUCCAACACAGUGCUAGUCAAGCCAUCGCAGCAGCAGCAGCAGCUCAAGCCCCAAAUCCAAACUACCAGUAUGCAACAUCGCAAUUAUAUCAACCGUCAUUGUCAGCGGCGAAGUCGUAUGGGUACACACAAAUACCAACCGCACAAAAAUACUUCUACGCAUCAUCGUAA
This is a messenger RNA of Sitodiplosis mosellana (orange wheat blossom midge), 1752 nucleotides long. RefSeq lists its product as uncharacterized. The record is from RefSeq and is a predicted model, not a curated record. Bases 376 to 1752 code for a protein of 458 amino acids. The transcript is spliced from 8 exons. Lineage: Eukaryota; Metazoa; Arthropoda; Insecta; Diptera; Cecidomyiidae.